Messenger RNA from Chlorella variabilis, 782 nucleotides. RefSeq lists its product as hypothetical. The transcript has 5 exons. Lineage: Eukaryota; Viridiplantae; Chlorophyta; Trebouxiophyceae; Chlorellales; Chlorellaceae. The record is from RefSeq and is a predicted model, not a curated record. Bases 75 to 548 code for a protein of 157 amino acids.
GGCCUUCAGCACCAGCCCCAGGUGCCGACACCUCCACACAGUCUGCGCGCACCCCAGCUCGUUCCAGCGGCACAAUGCAGUCCACACUGAGCUUGCGGAAAGGCUGCCCCGCCUUCCAAACGGGAUCUCAAGCGAGGUCCACUCGGCGGCGGCUGGCAGCAGUGCAGGCCUCCAGCGACCCGCUGCUGCAGAAGCCGCUCGCGCGGCCUGCGCCACCCGCAGAGCAGGCGCCAGCGGCACCCGAGGCAGCAGCAGAGCCCGUGCCGGCAGCAGCAGCAGUAGCCUCCAGCGCGCCCUCGGGCGUGACCAUUGAGUACCAGCGGCAGCAGGCCAAGGCCAUGCAGAAGUACUUCCGUGAGCUGAAGUUCACCGACACGGUGGAGAAGGCCAAGGUGUUUGGCUGGACCAGGAAGAAUGAGAUCAACAACGGGCGCUGGGUGAUGAUGGGCAUUGGCAUUGGCCUGAUGACCGAGUAUGCCACGGGUGUGAGCUUCAUCGACCAGCUCAAGCUCAUGGCCUCCUACUUGGGCCUCGUGGACCUGGAGUAAGCUCGGCUUGGGAGGCAGCCAACUCCUCCACGUUUCAGCCACUUCUUUUCGCACCGACACUCAUGUUUGCACCUUCCCUCUUCCUUUUUUGGGGCGCCUGGCAGGCUUGGCCGGCGCCGGCUUGGCAAUUUUUCCUUCUCGCUGUCUUCCCAGCCUCUGCGGCAACCCACCCAGCUCUGCCUGUACUUGCCUGUACUGCAAGAGAUGCCCUCUGUCUGGGGCAGGCCGCUGAUC